CGUGAUGCCCGGGUACGACUGUGCCGCCCCGAGGGAGACACUCUGGGAGAUCGCCCGGGCCCAGGUGGAGAAGCGAGGGGCAGGCGAAGGCGACAGCCUGGACGGCGGGGAGAAGUCCGUGUUCUUCCUCGGCAGUAAGAGUGGGGGAAAGACGACCAUCAUCCUCAGAUGCCUUGACAGGGAUGAGCCCCCGAAACCCACCCUGGCCUUGGAAUACACGUAUGGGAGGAGAGCCAAGGGCCACAGCAUCCCCAAGGAUCUGGCUCAUUUCUGGGAGCUCGGGGGCGGCACGUCCUUGAUGGACCUCAUUAGCGUCGCCAUCACCAGCGAGUCUGUGCGAACCUUCUCUGUUGUGCUGGUUCUGGAUCUUUCAAAGCCCAAUGACCUUUGGCCCACCAUGGAGAGCCUGCUGCAGGCCACACGGAGCCACAUAGACAGAGUGAAACUCAAGCUAGGGAAGACAGACUGCAGGGCUGCAGCCGACAUGCGACCGAAGGUGUGGGACUACAUGCAGAAGGACCAUCCCGACCUCGAGCUGAUCGACCCCUUCCCGAUCCCUCUGGUCAUCAUCGGGAGCAAGUAUGAUAUUUUCCAGGACAUGGACUCGGAGAAGAGGAAGGUGAUCUGUAAGACGCUGCGCUUCUUGGCACACUACCACGGUGCUUCCCUGAUGUUCACCAGCAAAUCCGAGGGCCUGUUGCUGAAAACCCGCAGUGUCAUCAACCAGCUGGCCUUCGGUAUUGACAAGAGCAGAUCCAUGUGCGUGGACCAGAACAAACCCCUGUUCAUCGUGGCCGGGCUGGACUCGCUGAGUCAGAUUGGCCCACCCCCGAUUCCCGCCGCCGACCUCGGGAAGCUCCGCGCCCAGACACCCUUGGAGCUGUGGAAGAAGGCCUAUGAGAGCGUCUUUCCGCCCACGAGCAACAGCACACUGAGGGAUGUCAAGGACCCAGCCCGGGACCCGCAGUACGCUGAGGCGGAUGUGGACGAGAUGCGGGCCCAGAAGGACCAGGAGCUGGAGCAGUACAAGAACAGCUCCUCCAAGUCCUGGAAGAGCCUCAACCUGGACCCGUGAGCGAGGCCCGCCUCACCCAGCGCGAUAGGCCCCACAUGAAGGUCCGAAGGCAGCGUGGAGCUCGAGGGAGUCUGUGGAUCACACAGCCACA
Suncus etruscus (white-toothed pygmy shrew) is the source of this 1166-nucleotide messenger RNA. RefSeq names its product dynein cytoplasmic 2 light intermediate chain 1 (gene DYNC2LI1). NCBI's taxonomy places the organism in Eukaryota, Metazoa, Chordata, Mammalia, Eulipotyphla, Soricidae. Gene Ontology annotation, molecular function: dynein heavy chain binding. Bases 5 to 1075 code for a protein of 356 amino acids. Gene Ontology annotation, cellular component: ciliary basal body; cytoplasmic dynein complex; axoneme. Gene Ontology annotation, biological process: intraciliary transport involved in cilium assembly; intraciliary retrograde transport. The transcript is spliced from 13 exons. The record is from RefSeq and is a predicted model, not a curated record.